AUGUCUGCAGAAUCCAUACCCAUCACCCCCUCCAUGUUCGCGGAAGCGAUCCAGGAGUUGUCCCUUUCCAUCCUGUACGCCAAAGUUUCGGAACUUCGAAACUCCAUCGCUCAUCUGCAGCGCUCAAACGCGGAGUUGGAAACGUUUGUGCUAGAGUCAUGCGAUACUACAGAAGAGAAGCGAGAACUGGAGAGCUACAUCACAGAGAAUAAGGGUGUGAUGACGUCUAUGACGGAAAGAAUUGCCCUGCUGAAGGCAGAAGUGGAACGUCGGGGCCAGCAGUGGAUCGAAACGGAGGAAAAGCGAAGUGAGACCUCGGGCAACGGACCGACGGUGGUGAAUGGGGCAAAUGGAGCAAGCGCGACAACGACGCAACCGGAUUCUUCUACAGCGGGUGAUAGACAAAACGAGACACGGCCUGAUCAGGACCAAGAAGGCGUUUACCUUUAA
Aspergillus affinis is the source of this 450-nucleotide messenger RNA. RefSeq lists its product as uncharacterized. Gene Ontology annotation, molecular function: protein-macromolecule adaptor activity. Gene Ontology annotation, biological process: proteasome regulatory particle assembly. The transcript has a single exon. The coding region runs from base 1 to 450 and encodes 149 amino acids. Lineage: Eukaryota; Fungi; Ascomycota; Eurotiomycetes; Eurotiales; Aspergillaceae. The record is from RefSeq and is a predicted model, not a curated record.